Molecule: messenger RNA, 709 nt
Organism: Spirometra erinaceieuropaei
Lineage: Eukaryota; Metazoa; Platyhelminthes; Cestoda; Diphyllobothriidea; Diphyllobothriidae
Source: the annotation of a GenBank genome assembly
AUGCUGGGGACCCACGUCGUCUGCAUGCUGAUCGUGGACGCAAACGCAAAACUCAUGGUCGAAACAGUCAAAAUCGAAACUACAAACUUUCCCUCUUCCCCCCCUCCUCCUCCUCCUUCCCGCCGCUCCACUCGCCAGACUGGUAGGGUUAGUCCUCUCGCUUUGGCAGCCAGGACUUUCGUUCCCUUUUAGACAAUCCUAGAAGCAACCGAACGGAACGAAGGACGGCGCUACUGGCUCGGGAAGUGGCGUGCCAUAAGGUUGACAUCGGUGGACUCAGCGAGACCCGCUUAUCCGAAGAAAAUCAACUGGGAGAGGUGGGUGCUGGCUACACCUUCUUCUGAGGCGGUCACUCAAGGCAGAGAGAUGGGACGCGGGCGUCGUCUUUGCUAUUCGCAAUGAUAUCGUGGGACGACUGCCCUGUCUUCCUCAGGGCACCAACGAUUACAUGAUGAGCCUCUACCUGUCUCUCCGCGGAGGCAAAUUCACCACCAUCGGCAGCGUCUAUGCCCAACGAGGCGAAGAACAAAUUCUACGAGGACCUGCACGCAAUCCUGGCGUCUGUGUCGAAGGCUUUGGUGACUCCAAAGUCUGCGUCGGAACAGAUCAUGCUGUGUGGAGAGAGAUGCUAGAUCCCCAUGGUCUCCACGGUCCAAAGACAAUGGCCUGCUCCUUCUCUGCACCUGCGGAGAACACCGAGUCAUCCUGA